UUCAAUAUUCAGUCAUUCAGUCCGGAGUUUCUGGCCGUAUCGACCUCCUGUUUCAAUUUCUAGAGGCGUUAAGUAAAGAAGUCUCGAGUUUCAGACCGGCUCGUCUCCGGAUUCUGUGCGAGUGGCAACGAAGUGUGUGGAUACGUAUUUAUUUCCGAAGGGGAGACGAUAAUACGAUUACUGGGAAUUUCAUUUAAAACUGAUCGAUUUGUUUACCUGCUGCUGUCUGCUGUGAAUCCGCUAAUCGAAUAUUCGCAGGUGAUAAACUCACCAUUUGUAAAUGCAAUAACGCGCAAUACCGCAUAAGAAUUUUUUUGUAAACUUGUACGAGCUGACAGUUAUUUAAUCUCAUCAAGGAAGUGUCUCUUAAAAAGGAUACUGGUAUCCCACGAUUGAAAAUGGUGAAAGUAGCGCUAUGGAUUACAUGCAGACUCGACAACAUUGAGGAACUGAAGCCGUCGGGGCCUGAGUUCAGAUGGUGCCUCAAGUUUAUUUGUUGUAACUGCAGCAAUAAAUCAGAGAAGUGGAACUAUAUUUCCCUGGACGAGUCGGUGCCGUUGCAACGGGGCAGCGGGGUGUCCAAUUUUGUAUGCAAGUGCAAGUUCUGUCAACGAGAGAACUCUGUGACGAUAAUCGAGGAUUCAAUUAAGUCCUUCACCGAGGACGACCAGGGAAAAUUUAAGAGUAUCGUUGUGUUUGACUGCCGGGGUAUGGAACCAGAUAACUUCUCCGCGGGGGAAGGAUGGAUAGCAAAGGCUGUGAAUGGUGGCAAGGAAUUCACCGAUGUGGAUUUGAGCGAGGGCGAAUGGGAGGACUAUUGCGACAAGAUUAUGGAACCUGUUGGAAUAUACGAGUUUCAGCAUAUGUUCCAGAAGGUUAAGUGAAAUCGUGUUUGGAAGAUAUACCUACCUGCCGUGCAUUUUAGUCAUCAAAAUUUUAUAACAGAUAACGGAUUUUCCUGCUAGUUAACGAAAAAGCAACACGUGUCUGUUACGUGUAAAUAUGUAAAGAUAUGCAUUACAGUUUUUCAUGUCUCUUUCACUUCUUGUGCACAGAUUGUUAAUAUAUAAAAUGAUAUAAAACUAUACAGGAUUGUUAGAUUUCUUAUCAAAAGGAUAAUUUAACUCAGAUUUCAUUCAUCAUAUAAUAGUUAAUAAUAAUUUUGUUAGACCUCAUAAAAAAAUAUCUUACUUAGACUUAAAGUUUAAGAGAAUAUUGUUACACACACGUACGUACGACAAAUGUCAUCAUGUUUGUGUAAAGAAGCACAACUUGCUAUAUGAUAAGAAUUACUGCUUUCUAAUAAACGUAUAGUCGUUUUGUAAUUUUGAAUAUCUCUUCUUUGUAUAGAAAUGUUCUCCGGCGAUGGGGUAAUAUGUUUGCGCGCACAAAAAUGUUUUCGAGAUCCUCUCUCGUCAAGGCAAAGAGUAAAAGCAGUACCAAUCCAACGACAUAAUAUAAUUUAUUCAUAAUCAUAUAAAAAACCAUUUUAUUUCAUAAAUGGCUUGGUACACAAGAGAUGUCGUUUGCAACAAUAAUUCCACUUUGCCUCCUAGCACGUUCGGAGUUGCCGAAUCCAUACCCUGCGUGAAUAAUCGAGUGACUAGUGUCGUUUUGCGGCAAGGGCGAUGCUCGGAAAAGCCAUGAGGCUCACCGAUUCGCGAAUCGAUUCGGACAACUUGCCUCUCCUCCAUCACCGUGACGCAAACUGCAUUCUUGGAAUGUCGAUGCGAUCGCAUAAAAAUCAUCGAACUUAUGACAACGACGCACUAAUCCCCUUACGAUUAUAAAAAAUUAAAAUAUUCCUUGAUUAAAAAAUUAUGUUAUAUACAGUGUCUUCAUUUUUUUUUCAUGUAUAAAACUCUCGAACAACUUUCCACUUAACGAUACUCGGCGUAUCGCGCAAAGACUUUCGCUUACGAUCGGAGUAACUCUCGCAGUUCUGUCUCCACAAUAAGCUAAAUCACGAAAAAAUCACGAUGAAUCACGAAUCAAAAAGAAAUCAUAGAGACAAUAUUUAUGACAAUAAAUCACAAAUUCAAAAGAAACGAAGAGAGGAAGAAACAAAUGUGUAACUUCGUUUACUUGACGAUUGCCUAAUGCACUAAUGCUACGCUAUAUUUGUCUAAUGCUUUCGUUUACUAUGCUUCCUAAUAUCUAACACAAAUAAAUAUAUCGCGUGCGCAUUACAAUCCGCCGUUCUCGCAGAAUCUUUAACGUAUAUUGAAUCACAUGUAAGUAACCGCUAAAAAUUUUUAAUUUAACAAUCGAUAACGCUAUCAGUCUAUUCUCACAAAAAUAUCACUAUGACCGAACAUACCGUGUCGAUGAUACAACCAGAGUCCAAAAUUGUGAAAUCGACUGAAAAAUUCAAUAAAUAAAAUAAAUAACACAAACUUUCAGAAUCUUCAAAAU
Trachymyrmex septentrionalis is the source of this 2415-nucleotide messenger RNA. RefSeq names its product UPF0587 protein C1orf123 homolog. The record is from RefSeq and is a predicted model, not a curated record. The transcript has 3 exons. Lineage: Eukaryota; Metazoa; Arthropoda; Insecta; Hymenoptera; Formicidae. The coding region runs from base 399 to 884 and encodes 161 amino acids. Gene Ontology annotation, molecular function: zinc ion binding.